AUGUCCGCCUUAUUCAACUUCCAGUCUCUUCUACAGGUCAUCUUGCUUUUGAUCUGUACGUGCACCUACAUCCACUCGUCGUGGUCAGCGCUCUUGGAUAACAACAAAACCGGCGUCAGAGGCGUGUUCUGGAAGUUUGCCAGAAUCGGAGAAAGAUUAAGUCCGUACGUUUCCAUCUGCUGUAUCUUGAUGGCGUUCAGUCAAUUAAGGAGUUGA
Messenger RNA from Babjeviella inositovora NRRL Y-12698, 216 nucleotides. RefSeq lists its product as uncharacterized. The record is from RefSeq and is a predicted model, not a curated record. The transcript has 2 exons. Gene Ontology annotation, biological process: protein secretion; intracellular transport. Bases 1 to 216 code for a protein of 71 amino acids. Lineage: Eukaryota; Fungi; Ascomycota; Pichiomycetes; Serinales.